Sciurus carolinensis (gray squirrel) is the source of this 2704-nucleotide messenger RNA. RefSeq names its product protein phosphatase 1 regulatory subunit 7 (gene Ppp1r7). Bases 445 to 1668 code for a protein of 407 amino acids. The transcript has 11 exons. NCBI's taxonomy places the organism in Eukaryota, Metazoa, Chordata, Mammalia, Rodentia, Sciuridae. The record is from RefSeq and is a predicted model, not a curated record. Gene Ontology annotation, molecular function: protein binding.
GGGCACUGGGGACAGUGGUCGCUCUGGCCGCCGGGCCCAUAGUGCAGACAGGGCUGCGAGGCUCCCGAGUCCGAGGAUCACGUGCUGCUGGCCGCAACUACAGCCAGAGAAGAUCGCCCGGCCGCAGCCCCUCCGCCCCUCCAAGGCGGGCACCGGGACAUAAACGAAUCCACGAGCGCGGAACGGUCCCUGCACUGCCUGACGCCCCGCCACCACGCCGCCUCCGUGCAGCUCCUCGCCGGGUCCCUGCUCGCCCCUGGAACCCUGCGGGAGGCGGGACCGGGCCUCGCGAGAAACUACGGCUCCCAUGAAGCGUUGCGUCCGCGCAGGCGCGGCGAGUGUCGCCGCGCCUAGACCCUAUUGGCUGGCCCUCGCGGAGCCGGGAGCUCUGAUUGGCUGAGGGCUCUGAGGCGACAGAUUCCGGAAAGGGGGAGAGCAGCCAAUAUGGCGGCGGAGCGAGGCGCCGGGCAGCAACAGUCGCAGGAGAUGAUGGAGGUUGACAGGCGGGUGGAAUCCGAAGAAUCGGGUGACGAGGAAGGGAAGAAGCGCAGCAGCGGCCUCGUGGCAGACCUCAGCGAGCAGAGCCUGAAGGACGGAGUGGAACGUGGGGAGGAGGACCCAGAAGAGGAACAUGAGCUGGCUGUGGAUAUGGAAACCAUCAACCUGGACCGAGAUGCAGAGGAUGUUGAUCUAAAUCACUAUCGCAUUGGAAAAAUUGAAGGUUUCGAGGUGCUGAAGAAGGUGAAGACUCUCUGCCUUCGUCAGAACUUAAUCAAAUGCAUUGAGAACCUGGAAGAACUGCAGAGUCUCCGUGAGUUGGAUCUGUAUGAUAACCAGAUCAAGAAGAUCGAGAACCUGGAGGCACUGACACAGUUGGAGAUUCUAGAUAUUUCUUUCAAUCUGCUAAGAAACAUUGAAGGGAUUGACAAAUUGACACGGCUGAAAAAACUCUUCUUGGUCAACAAUAAAAUCAAUAAAAUUGAGAACAUAAGCAACUUACAUCAACUGCAGAUGCUGGAACUGGGGUCUAACCGCAUCCGGGCAAUCGAAAAUAUCGACACAUUAACCAACCUGGAGAGUUUGUUUUUGGGGAAAAACAAAAUCACUAAACUUCAGAACCUGGAUGCACUUACCAACCUGACCGUCCUCAGUAUGCAGAGCAACCGACUGACGAAGAUCGAGGGCCUGCAGAGCCUGGUGAACCUGCGGGAGCUGUACCUCAGCCACAAUGGCAUCGAGGUCAUCGAGGGCCUGGAGAAUAACAACAAACUUACGAUGUUGGACAUUGCAUCAAAUAGAAUCAAGAAGAUUGAAAAUAUCAGCCAUCUAACAGAGCUGCAAGAAUUCUGGAACCCCUGUCCCGCAUCGCCUGAUAUCCAGCACCCAGAAGCCCUGCCACCGGUGUCCUGUGUCCUGUGCUGUGUGACAGAAGGCAGGCCUGGCACAGGGCCUUCACCUGGCUUGAGCCGAGGCACUCUCUUUCUGCUUCAUAUGAACGACAACCUCCUGGAGAGCUGGAGUGACCUGGAGGAGCUGAAGGGCGCCAGGGGCCUGGAGACCGUCUACCUGGAGCGCAACCCCCUGCAGAAGGACCCGCAGUACCGGCGCAAGGUCAUGCUGGCCCUGCCCUCCGUGCGGCAGAUCGACGCCACCUUCGUCAGGUUCUGAGUCGCCCUGCUCCCCACCUGUCCCAGCCACGGUUCCCCAACCCACCUGUUGCUCCUGACGGCGUCACUACACCAACAGUCACAACCCAAUGGCAAUAAAAGGCCCUGGUGGUGGCUGCGUGUCUGAUGCUGCGCACCCUGGAGACGCCAGUGCCGUCACAUCCCGCCCCACGGUCCUCUGGGUGCACUGUCCACGUCCCCGCAGCCCGAGAGGGAGCACACGCCUCGCUGCACCCGCGGCUCCUCUCCACCCCGGGGGGUCACAGCCCCACCCGAGUGGCGCGGCACGGGGUCUGUGGGCGCCCCGAGGACGUCCCUGCGGCCCUGGGGUGUGCGGGGCAUCCUGGUCGAGGGCUCGUGCGGCCCUGGCCUGCAGGGCCUUGACCACACCUCUCUCAGAACAGUCUGUGCCAACUUUGAAAAAAUGACAUACAUGAAAACAAGUUUGGACGGAGCUAGUCCAGCCCAGGUGCCGCGCCCCGGUGCUGCUGCCCAGAGCCAUGCUGGCCACAGCACUGGGCGGGCAGCCACCACACGUGCCCUCACGUCUCGGGUGGAAGUGGCAGUGUAGAGAGAGGCGCCCUGGAGGCGGGCUGCUGGCAGAGCACACGCUGCGCUCCAGGGGCCAGCGCCUGGCCUCCGCCGCCUCCGUUCUGACCUGCCAUUGCCUUGGCUUCUUCAGAUACGGAACUGACACAGACCCAAGUUCAAUGCCUGGAGGGCACUGUCACCCCCCAGGGCCCCUCACGUUCCCUGAACGACAGGGUCACCAAGGUCCCUUCACUCCCAGACUCUAGAGCUGCACUCUUGAGGGUGGGGCCGCUCACUGCCAUCGUGGCCUCCUCGUUCCAGGUCAGUCAUUAAAAUGAGCUCACAGCGAGCGCCCCCUCUGCACACACACGCUCAGGUGCUUGGCGGCCGCCCGUGGCUGCAGGCAGCCUGUGCCCGUCCUCACAGAAGACUCGGACAGUGCUACUCUGGACUCUGUUCAGUGUCCCAGGGACAGGCGGCCCUAGGAGCUGGGGAGAGUGAGCAGA